Drosophila miranda is the source of this 743-nucleotide messenger RNA. RefSeq names its product histidine-rich glycoprotein-like. The coding region runs from base 281 to 622 and encodes 113 amino acids. The transcript is spliced from 3 exons. The record is from RefSeq and is a predicted model, not a curated record. NCBI's taxonomy places the organism in Eukaryota, Metazoa, Arthropoda, Insecta, Diptera, Drosophilidae.
CUAUCUGUUAACAGUCGUCCACUUUUGCCGUUGCUGCUGUCUUGCGCAUGCGUCCCCGUCACGUUUGUCUUGCGCAGCGCAGUCGCCGCCGCCCGUGGUUCGACUCGGCUCGCUGUUGCUGCGGCUGUGGCGCCUGCAUUGGGGGGUACGAGUAUAAAACAGAUGGGUCGCCAGCCUAUGGUUAUCAGUCAGCGACAGGCAUUGACAGUGCUUCGGUUUUCGCAUUAUACUUUACUAGUAUUUCCAGUGUAGAAGAGUUCGUGAUUUUAUUUGACCAAAUAUGUCCGCCCUGAAAGCAUUCAUCAUGUUCGCCCUAUUGUCCGUGGUUUACUGUGCGCCCAGCCCAGGCUUCUUCGGUAAACACGAACAUCAUACGAUCCAUGUUCCAUACAAGGUUCACACGGUUCACCACCAUCAUGUACAGAAGAUUCAUGUUCCGGUGGUAAAGCACGUGCCCAUUUACAAGGAGGUUCCUGUUCACCACGUCCACCACGAGGAGAUCCUUCCAGUGCCCGUUCACCAUGUGCAUCACGAGGAGGUGCCAGUCCAUCAUGUUUACGAGGAUCAUCACGAUUACCACAAGGGCUGGAGCUCAGCGCACCAUGGACUCGGCUGGAUCUAGGUCGUCAGCCACACAAAAACGCUCCACCAAACCAAUAAAACCCAGCCCAACCCUCCUGACUGUAAAUAUUAUACAAUUCCUAAGUUAAUGAUUGUAAAUAAACUGAAUUCGAUUGUACGUA